Molecule: messenger RNA, 350 nt
Organism: Didymella exigua CBS 183.55
Lineage: Eukaryota; Fungi; Ascomycota; Dothideomycetes; Pleosporales; Didymellaceae
Exons: 1
Coding region: 76-294 (72 amino acids)
Source: RefSeq, a predicted model, not a curated record
GGCAGUGUGAAAGUAUAUAUUAUAUUCUGGUUUUAAAAGUGUGGGCUGAUGCACCGUCCCUGAAGACUCUUGAACAUGCUCAUGAAACUCAUGUUCGUGGAUGUUGAAGAUGUGGGUCGAGCUCGCUUACAUACCCAAUCAUCGUGCACCACCACUUCUUGCACCGCUGCUCGAAAGCGCUGCUCUUCUCGUAAAUAUCGAUAUUAUUGUUGUGCUAGAUGCCAUUCCUGUGGCUGCGAUAGUUUGGAGUCCUGUUGGGUGUCGAGGAGCGGUGGUUCAUCGAAACCGUCAUAGCGGACGCGGAGGUCUACUGCUCUGUUGCUCAUUGAAACAUCCCGCUUGUUGUGCUU